AUGUUGGCUGAGCUGGGGUUGGAAUGUCAACCGCUCGAUCUGCAUCUGACGGCCCCUGACCCGCCUGUGUCACUUGUGCUGUUGCUUGACCCACAUCGCCUCCUCCUCUCCUUCCUGAUUCUCUCGUCACACCUUCUCCCUCCGCUUCCUCAUCUUCACUUGCAACCAGCCUCCUUCCUCCGCGGCUUCCCCGUUCCCCCGAUGGUGAUUGCUGGAGCAGAUGAGCCGUCGUCAGAGCGCGCUGCCGCUUGGUCGGCUGUUGUCGCCAAGCCUCCGCCUCCGGCCGAAAAGGCGACCACGGCGUCGAAGCCUCCUGUACCGCCGGCUCCGAAACCCGCCACAUUAGUCGCUGAAAAGACUCUUCCCCCCGCACCCGUGGCUCCCCUCGGCGUGGGCGAGGCGGGCCCGUCUGCUCCGGUUGUCGCUCCGCCCGUUCCGCCUGCAGCUCCCGUCCCCCUUGCUCCCGUGGCUGCGCCGACGGCGUCUGCUCCUGCUGGGGGUGCUGCUGAUCCCCCUGAUCCUGCCCCUGUCGUACUCGCUGAGCCAGCUGCUUCUGUCCCCGACGUGCCUGCGCCGGCGUCUGCUUCUUCCCCGAGGGCGGCGUCCGCCACCACUGUCGGGCCGGACCCGAUGGUUGCGCCUCCCGGCGCGAAUCCGAUGGCUCCCGCUCUGCCGCCGGCGGUCCCUGGUGGUCCGCCGUCUCGUCCCCCGUCGCCUGACCGCCGUCUCUCCCGGCCCCAUUCUCCAGCGCCCCAACAGGAGCGCGAGACGUCGCGGCACCGGCGCCACUCCCCCCGGCGCUACCAGCAGCAGGCCCAGUGGCCCGCUCACCCGGGUGGCAAUGGGGGCUGGAGGGGUCCCCACGGGCGUGGUGGCGGCGGGAGGUAUCGUCCGCCCGUGACAAUGGCGGAUCUUCAGCGGGAGGUGUCCCGGGCCGUGCGCGAGGAGAGGGCGGCGCAGAGCCAGAGCAGUUCGCUGCGGGCUGCGCCGGCGCCCGUGGCUCCUCGUCCGACUGUGCCUCCUGUGGUCCUUCCGCCGGCUGCUCCCCUUCCUCCGCCUGUCCUCGCCCCGUCAGCUCCCUCUCCUUCUGUAGCGGCGCCAGCUCCCGGCUCUCGUCUGCAGCUGCCGCCGGUUCCGCCUGUUGCGGGGGUGGAGUUUGUGGCCGCGGGUGGUGGCGCGGCAGCGGCUCAGUAUGCAGCUGAUGAGCCGCUCCAGUUCCUGGCGGAGGCGCUUCAGCCUCCGCAGACGCGUGUUCCCGAGUCGACUCUCGGUCAGCUCCACCGCCUCGCAGAGAGUCUCCACGCGUUGCUGUUGAUACAAGUCCUUGCUCACUCCUCACUCCCUGUGAUCCCUCCUGAGAUGUUCCGCGACCGUCCGCGCGAGACCUGCUUGGAUGCGGCGGACCAGCUCGCAGUGCUACUGGCGCCCGUGCUGGCUGCGCCCGCGGAGGGUGGCGCUGCUGCUGUGGGACAGCUGGACGAGGCUGUCCGGAGCUUGAAGCGGCAUUUGCGCGCAGGAUCUGGAGCCGCGGCGAUCGGCGCAAGCACGCUUGUGGUCCGGGAGCUGUGGCGCUCCCUGACGGCCAUCCUUCACGCCCUUGGAGCUCACCGCAUGUAG
Messenger RNA from Closterium sp. Naga37s-1, 1617 nucleotides. NCBI's taxonomy places the organism in Eukaryota, Viridiplantae, Streptophyta, Zygnematophyceae, Desmidiales, Closteriaceae. The record is from the annotation of a GenBank genome assembly.